This is a messenger RNA of Theileria parva strain Muguga, 438 nucleotides long. RefSeq names its product putative integral membrane protein. Bases 1 to 438 code for a protein of 145 amino acids. The transcript is spliced from 2 exons. Lineage: Eukaryota; Apicomplexa; Aconoidasida; Piroplasmida; Theileriidae. The record is from RefSeq and is a predicted model, not a curated record.
AUGCUUUUUACACAUUUUAAAUCAAUUAAUCUGUUUAACCCAUUUUAUCGCACUAUUCAUAAUAAUUUUAAUUUGUGUAGUAGUAAUGUACGUUUUUAUGGUGUUGGAAGGGAGCACGAAAUAAGUGAACAAAUGCCCAAAGUGAGUGAGUUGGAUAGAUUUAAGGAAGUUUUGUCUGGAGAUAAAAGAAAACAAAUCAGAAGGUCUGAUUUUCUCAAAUUCACUGGAGGCAAAAGACCCAUCAUCUCCUCACAUCUCAAAUCAAACCUCAUUUCUAGUGGAUUGAUAAUUUGGUGUGUAAUAGCAUUUUUUGUGACUUUUAAGAUAAUGAAACCUGAGACCUAUGAAUGGGUUGAGAAUGAACGCAAGAGAAUUGAAGCCGCAAAACAGAAAAUCUCGCUCAUCAAACAAGACCAACACAGUGACAAUACAAACUAA